This is a messenger RNA of Plectropomus leopardus (leopard coralgrouper), 5289 nucleotides long. It is a transcript of the gene slc1a4, whose product is annotated as solute carrier family 1 member 4. Gene Ontology annotation, molecular function: L-threonine transmembrane transporter activity; L-serine transmembrane transporter activity; symporter activity. Gene Ontology annotation, cellular component: plasma membrane. The record is from RefSeq and is a predicted model, not a curated record. NCBI's taxonomy places the organism in Eukaryota, Metazoa, Chordata, Actinopteri, Perciformes, Serranidae. Gene Ontology annotation, biological process: L-glutamate transmembrane transport; L-serine transport.
CGCAUGUUCCACUUGCUUUCCGUGUCGUCGCUCCUUCUCCAUUGGCUCUCCCUCCGCCGCGCUCAGCCUUCACUCCGGGACCAGCCUUCAUACGGCACAGCUGCGUGCGCCAAACGUGUGUGUGUGCAUCCAACCCACGCUGCUUUGAUCCGGACUCCCCACGCUGCUCACAGACAAAAAAAAAAAAGAUGGAGAAAAAGAGCGAGAUCAACGGGCACGCCAUGCCCAGCUCGGCCUCCACCGACCGGAUCGUGGAGGAAAGCGCGCAAAAGGAAAGGAGCUUCAGGGAGAAGCUGAUGGAGUUCCUGAGGAAGAACCUGCUGGUGAUCAUGACGGUGUCUGGGGUGCUGGUGGGCGUCGGGCUCGGGAUGAUGGUCCGCAACAUGGAUUUGACCAAGGCGCAGAUGACCUACUUCGCCUUCCCGGGAGAGAUGCUCCUCCGUAUGCUGAAGAUGAUCAUCCUGCCGCUGGUGGUCUGCAGCCUCGUGUCCGGCGCCGCCAGCUUGGACACGCGCUCCUUGGGCAAACUGGGGGGCAUCGCGGUCGCAUACUUUCUGGUGACCACGCUGAUCGCCUCCGGGAUCGGGGUGGCCCUGGCUUUCAUCAUCAAACCUGGCGUGGGCGCGGGAGCCCUCAACACCAACAGUCUGGGACUGGAGAGCGUCAGCAGCAACAAGGAGACCGCGGACUCCUUCUUGGAUCUGGCCAGGAAUUUAUUCCCGGCAAACUUGGUGGCUGCUGCUUUCCGUUCUUAUGCCACUGACUACAAGAUGGUUGCUGUAGGGAACAACACUAAUGGGACCACCAUCUAUCAAAAGGUGCCUAUUGGUACUGAAACAGAUGGCAUGAACAUCCUUGGUCUGGUGUUAUUUGCCAUGGUGUUUGGCGUAGCGCUGAGGAAGCUGGGAGAUGAGGGGGAAGAACUCAUUCGUUUCUUCAAUGCUUUCAAUGAGGCCACCAUGGUGCUGGUGUCCUGGAUCAUGUGGUAUAUCCCUUUUGGCAUCAUGUUCCUAGUGGGCAGUAAGAUUGUGGAGAUGGAAGAUGUGGUUCUUUUGGUCACCAGUCUGGGAAAAUACAUCUUUGCUUCAAUCCUGGGCCACAUUAUCCACGGAGGCAUUGUCUUGCCCCUCAUCUACUUUGGCUUCACACGCAAGAAUCCCUUCAGUUUCCUGUCAGGCCUCAUCACGCCCUUCACCACUGCCUUUGCCACCUGCUCCAGUUCAGCAACUCUUCCCUCUAUGAUCAAAUGUGUGGAGGAGAACAACGGUGUGGACAAACGCAUCAGCCGCUUCAUCCUUCCCAUCGGGGCCACUGUAAACAUGGAUGGGGCGGCCAUAUUCCAGUGCAUUGCUGCUGUCUUCAUUGCUCAGCUCAACAAUGCUGAGCUGAACGCUGGACAGAUCUUCACCAUCCUGGUGACAGCCACAGCCUCAAGUGUCGGUGCAGCAGGUAUCCCAGCUGGUGGCAUCAUCACCAUCGCCAUCAUCCUGGAGGCCAUCGGUCUGCCGACUAAUGACCUGUCCCUCAUGCUGGCUGUUGACUGGAUUGUGGAUCGUACCACCACGGUAGUGAAUGUGGAGGGCGAUGCUCUGGGUGCUGGGAUCCUCCACCACAUCAACCAGCAGGAGAUCAAGAAGCAGCAGGAGCUGCAGCAGCAGGAUGGGGAGCUUGCGGAGGUCCGGGUGGAAGCGGUAGCCAAUAUCCAGGCAGAGGAAGAGACCUCGCCGCUCGUCACACACCAAACCAAAGCCUCGGCGGCCAUGCCGGAAGCCAUUGAGUCUGUCCUGUGAACUCAAAGACUGUUUUCUUGCCCCCUGACCUUUCGGUACUUCGGAUGUUGCUGCUGAUGGGACAUCGUUCUGACUCAGUGUCCAUUAAAAAACAAGGUCACUGAUGGUUUCACUUGUGAGGAAAAACAAAGUGCCAUAGUAGCAGUCUGUCUAGAGUAUUGACAGUCUUCAGUGUACCUAGUGCUGCUGUUGAGCUUUCAAAAUUCAGCCACUUGUUCUUAAUAACUGGGUUUCCAUCCAAUUACACCAAUGCUGAUUAGGAUAUGAUUAAUUUGAGAAGUAUUGAUUUUAAAAAAAUUAAAGGAGUCUAGCUACAGAGUUCUUCUAUUAUCACUUGAGGUACAUUUUUUGUAUUUUUAAAUUUUGAUCAAGACAUUUUGCAAUGAAAACACACUAUGUGUUGAACAUCCCUUGAACAUUCCCAUAGAUGUUGUAGUUCUGUUUGUCUAAUGUACUGUAUGAGAUGCUCACGGCCAUAAGUUUGUACAUGAGAGCAUCAACAAGUGCAUAUCUUUGUUUUUAUCUUCAGACAGCUAAUGACCAACAUUAACUGCAGAACACUAAUCACUUGCCAAAUGCUGACAAGUCAAAGGGUCUAUCUAACACUUGCUUGACAGUGACAUAACCUAAUUACACCCUUCAGGAUGUCUGUUCAAUCACUUCACCUCAGCUGGUGGAAGCGUAUGCAAUGGGCAUUUUAUUUCUGCUCAUUUGAUUAACAGUCUUUGCUUGAUGGAAACACAAAUUUCUGUCUUUUAGAGCCCAAUCAGAUUGAAACGAGAGCUCUUCCAGGCUUAAAACAGCUGUUUGUUUGAGUUUUAUUUGCUGACCAGCGAAGUCAGCAGACAAUGUCAAACAUUAACCCCUCAAAUGACAGGUUAAGGUCUUGGCCUCAUGCAACCUGUUUAUUUAGUGACACACUGAUCUAGUUUGAAGCAUUUUGAACAUUGGACAAUGUGAAAUAGUGUGUUAAUGUUUGCAUUGCCAUUUUGGUCUCAUACGGGGAAAAACAGCCAUUGAUUUGUGCUGUAUCCCCCGACUAAUCCUAUUGAUCCUCGAGUAAACAGAGCAGUGGGGUUAUUUACAUAACCAUGGUUCUCUAAAUCUCUAAUACCAUGGAAAAAGACCUCACAAAAAGCCAACGUUUUCCAGUUGAUAACAGCAUUUUUAAAGCACCUCUAAAUUUGUAAUGACAGCAGUUUAUAGUUGCCUUAAAGAUUUCGCCCUGGAGUCAAUGUACUAAAAAUGGCUACACACUGACCACCCAGCCGUAUCAGCUAACAUUAGCUAGCUCUCAGAAAUAGCUUUCAUGCCUCCGCAGUUUGAUUUAGAUGAGUUAGUGGUGAAAGUUGUGUGUGUUGGCAUCUUUAUUACCUAUUUGUUGCAAAAUACUCUCUAACAAUACCUUAUUGAUUCAUUUAUAAAAGUAGCCAGUUGCUGAGUUGCUGUUUGCUUUGAGAAAUGAGCUACCAAGAAGUCUGAAAAUUAGCUAACGUUAAUUUGUUUUGGGCUUUGUUUGCAAGCUAAUAGCCAGCUAAGGCAGUGUUGACAUGCAGCUAUUAUUAAACCAUGAUUAAUACUCAUAUUUCUAAGCUAGUGUUUGCUUAGGUAAUUUGUCAAGUGUUGAGACUAAGUAAUGGUUAGCUGCCCUGAUAAUCAAGUUAGCACACAACACUAAGAAACUAAACAAAUAGUAUAAAAAGACAUAGUUAUGGAAAAAAUAAUCAGCUCCCAGUCAAAAAGAUAACAAAAAAUAAACAUCCCAUGUCCAAUCCUGUAUAUAGGAAACUAGAAGUUCUGCAACCUGCUAUUUUUGUCCAAAAAUGAAGACCUCCAAUAUGGCUGCCAGAGAGAGAGAGAGACUUAUUGUAAAACAUUUUGGUGGGUUCAUGGACAUUUUUGGCGUUCAAACAAACUUGUGAACUCAUUUUUACUAUUUGGGAAGUCCUCUAUACACAGUCUUGAACUUGGAGGUUCAAGAAAAUGUCCACUUAUGAGGUUGCUCAUAUGUAACCUCUUGUGAAUACCAUUAAAACACCCUCAUUUGAACACAAUAAUAAAUACAAUUAAUUGGACAUUAGUUUGCAAAUACUGUAAAUACACUUGUUGGUUGAAAACACUCCAGUCUCCCACUUAUUGAAGAACAGAUGGUUGUCAGAGAGGUCAGUAGUUUAAAAAAAAUCCCAGCAAAGAAUUCAUUCAUAAAUCAAAACUUCGUCAAAUCAUAAAUAGGUUACUAGAUCAUGAUGAGAUCAUAUCAGACUGUAUAUCAUUAUUUUCCCUAAUUUUCCUUUGAUUUGAGUGUUUAUUCAGUGGCUUUCAUCACUUCAUAUAGGUCAAAGUUAAUUUGUACAUGAGGUGGUUAAUUAUCUGUAUUUUAAUUGUUUUAAAAGCUAAAAAGUUGGUUUCAUCCCGAACUAUGCCACAGGCCCUGACUUUUCACCAAAAUCUCCUCCUCUCUUAAUGCUUAAGGUUGUAAUGCAGACAUUAAGUUAAUGAUUGAUGGAUGACAGCAUAGUUUGAGUUUGGUCUUGGCGAUAAAUUAGCUGUGGUUGCUACAUAAUUUUAAGGGGACACUGGUCAUUACAUGAUAAUAGGUCAUUUUAAAGGCAUAGAUUGUCCUUGAUCAUGCCAUAGUUGAUGUCCAUGAAGGAAACUGCCAAAUUUCUAAUGGUUUAGCAGAAAGCCUACCCUUACAAUUCAAGACUUGAGUGACAGAAUGAGCUUGUGCUGCCCUCUAGUGGUGACAGCCAUUAAUUGAUCACAUCAGAGCUUGUUUGUACCAUUUUUAUGCCUGUCUGAAACACUUGAGAGUUUUCAGCUGGCUUUGUUGAAUGAUAGUGUGGUAACAUUUCCUAUUUAUUUAAUCUAUCAAGAUGAGACUGCUCCAGUCCUGUGAUGUUAUACUGUAAUUUAAAGUGAAACCUGCUAAGAGAUGAGGAACAUCAUGGAUGUGAACAUAAGCUUAAUGUAUGUCGCUGUCCCCUAAUGUCUGAGAUGCUCACAAUGACGUGAUGGUGCUGCUUUAGUUUUGGAUCGUGUGUGUGUUGAAAUUUGGUAGUCAUCGUUUGAGAUUUAACAGACGACUUUUCUAAGCUAACCACUGCUCUGUUAACCUGCAGCUUCACGACUACAUCUGGUACAAUCACAUGGAAUUACAUACAGUAUAAUGUAGUACAUGUACUAUAUCUAUAUAUAUUUGAUAUUAAUUUAUUGUAAUUGUUUUAACGUUUUGUAUUAUUUGUACUUUCUCCUUUUAACACUUUCUCUCAGUCUCAAUUUUUUAUUAUGAUACAAUUUUUUAAUGAACUCUUCUGCCAGUGUUUCUUAAAACCUGUUGUUAGAAAUUUAAUUAAUUCAUGUUGUGUGUUCUUGUUUUUUGGAAUAGCUGCUACCUUGCCCGUGCCAUGUCGAUGUCUAACACUGUAUGGCUGUCUCUUUGCUGUUGGUCCUGCUGUCUGUCAACAUUAAAAGUGAUACAGUACAUUUUUCAUGCAAA